ACGGAACGUUGACAGCUAGUGCAGUGAGAACUGCAACGGCAAUCUAUUCGGCAAUAAUGAGGCAAUUUGGAGGUGUGAGCUGAUUGGCUUGCCUUACACUCAGCUUCCAUCACCACUGCACAACACCAAGGACCACAACAUCAAAGGAGGGAAUCCACACAAAAGUCGAAUGUCGAGACCUCUUGGCUUUCUUGUUCCUCGGUUCUUGAUGGCAGGCUCCGUGAUUAACUGGCAAUAUAGGGACUUCACGAAGGGAUCUCUACGGGUGCUAUUUCCAGCUUACGAUGCUGGACGGACCGCAUCGGACGAGGAGUUGUUGAUGAGGAAGAUAAAAGCUCGUGUCCUCUUCGCAGAGAAGAAAUAUGACGGCAUCCAAAGUGAACUAACUGAGUAACCCGUCUUCCAUCUCAGUCUAUUCCCAGCCUUGUCAAGAUGGUCCAAAAGAUUGCAGUCCUGUUCCUCGCGGCGGCCAGCUCCAUCCUCGGCCAAAUCACCCUCCAACCUUCCACCAUCACCACCACCCGCCGCACCACCGUCAACCCAGGCGGCACUCCCACCGUGACCCGUACCGUCACCAAGACAGAGUACGACACCAUCACCGAGACCGAGACCCAGACCGAAACCUCUACCGCAACCCAGAUCAGCACAAGCAUCAGCACCACCACCGAGUCCUACAUCCAACAAGUCACCACCACGGUAAUCUCCACUUAUACCGUAUCCGUCCCUGUCACCACAACCGACACCGUCUCCGUCAUCAAGCCCACCACAACCACCGCCACCGCCGUCGUCACCUCCAUCUCCAUCACCACCAAGACUGGUGCCUGCUCCUCCUCCCCCGCCGCCCAAUGCCCCACAGUCACUGCCACGGCAACGGCAUGCAAGUCUUGCUUCGUCCCGCAGUGCACGACUACGAGCACCAUCACUAAGCCGUGUGGGUGCCAGGCGCUGCCGACGGAGAGUGUAAGUUUCCCGUGUGGAGCGAUGGAUGUGUGUAAUAAGAUUGGGUGUACGACUGUUUAUGCGGUUAGGACUGCUGCUUGUUAG
Neurospora tetraspora is the source of this 1044-nucleotide messenger RNA. RefSeq lists its product as uncharacterized. The transcript is spliced from 2 exons. Lineage: Eukaryota; Fungi; Ascomycota; Sordariomycetes; Sordariales; Sordariaceae. Bases 433 to 1044 code for a protein of 203 amino acids. The record is from RefSeq and is a predicted model, not a curated record.